This is a messenger RNA of Anastrepha ludens (Mexican fruit fly), 9171 nucleotides long. RefSeq lists its product as uncharacterized. The transcript is spliced from 5 exons. Bases 1 to 9171 code for a protein of 3056 amino acids. Lineage: Eukaryota; Metazoa; Arthropoda; Insecta; Diptera; Tephritidae. The record is from RefSeq and is a predicted model, not a curated record.
AUGGCAGGUUGGUACCGCCGUUUUAUUGACAAUUUCGCCGCGAUUACAAACCCAAUAACCAAUUUACUAAAGAAAGGUAAACAUUUUUCGUGGAAUGAAGAAGCACAAAAAUCGUUUGAUCAACUGAAACAAAUGCUAUGUUCUGCUCCAGUUCUAGCCAGUCCAAAUUACGAGAAACCCUUUACAAUUCAAUGUGACGCCAGUAAGCUCGGUGUUGGUGCAGUGUUAUCAAAAAACAAUGACGAUGAUGUAGAAGUACCGAUUGCUUACUUUUCUCAAAAAUUAAGUAAGGCUCAAAGUAACCACAGCGUCACCGAACUAGAGUGCCCUGCUGCUAUCCUUAAUUUAAAAAAGUUUAGAGCUAAUGUGGAGGGGCAAGACUUCACUAUCACAACCGAUCACGCCAGUUUACAAUGGCUCAUGCGUCAAAUCGAUUUAUCAAGCAGACUAGCUCGGUGGUCACUUAAACUACAAGGAUGUGGGUUUAAAAUCGAACACCGAAAAGGUUCACUAAAUGUUGUGCCAGACAGUCUGUCCCUUCAGAAUUUUGAUGAAAUUAAUGAGUUAGAAGUCCAUCCGCUUGUUGAUCUGAAUUCGUCCGAUUUUUUAGCUGAUGAAUAUAAAAAUUUAAUAAAUAAUAUUCGAAAUAAUGAAAGCCGCCUACCCGAUCUUCAAAUCGUUGAUGGUCAUGUUUACAAACGGACCGAACAUCCAGAUGGAAAGCCAGCACGUGAAGCAUUCAAUUGGAAGUUGUGGAUACCAAAAACUUUAGUUUGGCAAGCAACAGAACAUGCCCAUUGCCCGCCAAAUAAAUGUCAUGAAGGCAUGGCAAAAACUUUAGAGCGAUUACGGUUGAAUCUUUAUUGGCCUAAUAUGACUGUGGACGUAAAAGAAUUUGUUGGUCAAUGCGACAUUUGUCAACAAAGCAAAGCGCCUAAUGUUACUUUACGACCACCGAUUGCCGUGCCAAAUGUAAUAGCAGCAAAUUCACACAAUACUGGUGCGCGUACUAGGGCUAGAGCUUUUCAAUCAGACAAUCCUAUUAGAGACUUAGAAUUGCCUGCUGUAGAACGUAAUGAAGAACAUGACUCUGAUGGUGAAGCAAGCUUACCUGUUCCCAAUACACAAGAUGGCAAUACCAGCUCCAAUGAGGAAGACAACCGAACACCAGCAUUAGAAAUAGGGAUUUUUCCGACGACUUAUUCCUAUUACAACACAAUUCUGGAUGCCGAGCUCCCGUUGGUGCAGGCCUCAAGACGCACAAUUAUAAAUAAAAUCAUAGGUCCUGAUAACUAUAUACAUUUUUUGCAACCAUCUGAGGAAGCGAAUCCUGCACACGAAACUAACACAUAUUAUAGCAAAUUAAGAUUUACAAAUAAACUGCAUAACGGUGGUGACGAAAGGAUUGUUACAACCACUAAUAUGCUCACACAGGUGAUCGUGACGGAGUCCCUACCAUCACGUAGCACAACGCUGCUUACAAUAAGGAAAGAACCCUUGGAAGCUAAUAGCUCACUAAAUAUCACAAAAACUGUCCAAGCAUGGUCACUAAAAUCAACACCAAAUUCAUUGAACACAGAGUACGAUGUUCAUAUAUAUACAACCAAAACUUUUAUAACUACAUUUACGUAUUUUAAAACAUCGUUGUUAAGUGCGAGUGACGAUGAAGAUUUCACUACCACGCAUAGCAUUUCGCUUCCGAAAAACUUAACAAUAACCGGGUUAAGCGGACUUGCCCCGACCACUGUAAUUAACUACCACACUCGUGUCAUUGAGAAUGUCAUUACCGAAAUGGUGCCAAGCUCGUUAAUAAAUAAUGAUUUGGUCUCGAAAUUUCGUGCCGAAUUAAAGAAAGGUGAAAAUGAACAGCGUGUCAUUAUAACAACGGUAUCAUUGUUGGGCGGGCAAAAAUUGGAAAUAACAGCGGUUACUGUGUUCAAAUCGGCAUUGAAGACUGCCUUGUCGAACAAUCAAACAAUUUCGGCACCAGCAUAUGUAACAAUCAGCCCAACAAUUGCUUUUACAACUCCAAAUCAAAAAAUAACAAAAUUAAAAAAAUCAAAUCAUAAUACUGUGAGUACAGCUACAAUAAAAAGAACAAAAAUAUCAGUCCCAACGGCCACGUUGAAAACAUAUAACACUCAAAUUGUUAAAGCUUCGCUGUCAAUUGACGGCAAAGGCGUAUUAGCUGAUGAAACUGACGGCAAUAAUGUCGGGGAAAAGAAUGGAGGAGAUUCAUUACCCACGAACUCCAAAAAUAGUGCGAUCUAUGUGAAUAAAUCACCAACGUUGAAGAAGCCACAAAAAGGGCAACAAAUAGAAAGCGAUAACAAAAACCGUUUCCCUGUUGCGGUUAACCAAUUAAUAGGGUCGCUGAACUUCCAACGUUUGACUGCUUUGAAGCCAGUCUUUAACGCAAUGGCCGGACUACUACAAACUAAAUUUGCUUCUGCACUAAAUCCAAAGAAUGUAAGCAGUCAUAAUCAACAGAAAGAGCAACUGCAACAAAGUGCCACUUCGCCGCUACGGGGAGCGUCUUUUGAUACAGAAAUCGCCACAGACGGCAUGAGCCUUGCUAAAUUAGACAACAGCGCAGAUUACGAAAAUAGGCAACAGAUCGAGAGCAGUACAAUGAAACAACAGGAAAAACCCAUUUAUAUACCUAUCAAAGAUGCUAAUUUUCCAGUGGAUAACCGGAGACAACAAUUGAUAAUAAGAGCUGUAGAUUACGCUGCCGAGCUGUUAGAUACAGGUAGUGCGCAAAGUCUACAUAUACAACCGCCCAAGGCAGAUGUCACAAUUUCCGAUGACGAAAAUAGCUGGCUGCUACAACGCACAGCCAAUGAUAGUUUACCACAGCAAUUGACAAUUCGGCAAGCGUCGCCAGACUAUGCGAGUCAGACACAGCCCAAAAUUCUAAACCAAAAGCUGCAUGGUGAAUCUAUACCAGCUGGUUUCGAGAUGUCUUUAAUAAAUGGCGGCAUACCGAUUAGACCGGGUGAAGUUAUCACAGCUAACUCAGACGUUAUCAUUGGCACGCCAAAUGGAAUACAAUUCCCGCGCAUGCCGGUACCUAAAAGAAACAUUUUAACUCCCUCGAAUCCUAUACAAACUAAUCAAAAUACACCUCCUGCGAAUCCGCUGCAACAACAAUCAGAAGCAUACAGAGACAAAUCGCCGAUCAACACUCAAAUGAGCUCCUCGUUUCCUCAUAGAAAUACGUACCUUUAUUCACACUCUCAACAUCGUCAGCACAAUCAACAAAACCAAAAUCAUGCUCAUAAAAUUAAAAACUUGCUAAAAGAAAAUUAUGACAGUAUUUUAAGACCACCGCCAGUGGGUUUACUUAAAUUAUCUGGUCAAACAGUGGCACCACUAUCGCCACCACCCUUACCGUCACCAACUUCGACUAACUCAUAUACUACACUGGGCACACUCUCACCGCCAGCACUGACAACAUCACCAUCCCUAAUAACUCAAUAUUCAUCUCAAACACCUGCAUUAGUUGAAACUACAAAUCAGGUGAACGCAUUCACAUAUGAGAACCAAAAUAAUAAAACUGUAACAAGCACUCAUAAACCCAAAAUUAAUUUUGUCGCAAACUAUAGCAAAACCAGUCUGUUUGGUGAGAAAAUAAUUGGGGAAAAUAGGCCACCAAACUUAUAUGAUGUUAUGUUGUACACUCCUCAACAAUCAGCCGAUUUUUAUCAAAAAUUUUGGAACACAACACAACAGGAAAACAAUGGUAACACAUUACUUGGUCAGCCAAAUGUUGCACAACAUCAUCAAGAUCGCAUUUCAACACCAGAAUUUUCGUCUAAUUCAUAUUUCACGUUAAGUGCUAACUACGACAUGAUACGUGGUGUUGCGCCACCCCUGCCAGAGCCUAAUCCCAUUGGUUCCCCUUCUAAUCAUCAGAAUAUCAACCUGCAUAAUCAUGUAUUUAGUCAUAACGUUAAUAUGCAUGCACCACCAUUGACAUUUAAGAAGGAAACGGACCAUCCGACGCACGCUUCGGCCGUGCAUGGCCAAAUACCAGGCAAUGUGGGCGGUACAACGCAACAUUUAUCAUUUACCAUUGCGAACAUGCCACAUAUAAAAAUUCCACACAAUGAAAAGCAGGUGCAGAUCAGUUUAACUCCCCAAAAUAUCAUUGGGCAAAUAACUAAACCCAACACGCGUACAAAACACUUCGCCAGUACUUCCGUGGAGACCCCACCAAUAACGUACAGCGGUGGAAAUACGGCAAGCAGCACAGUAAUAGGUUCGUUUACGCUUGAUGGUAACUUAAACGAAUUAUUGAAGACCCAACAGAGUCCAUUAAAAUCCAAUGUCCCUUCACCAAGAAUAGCGCUAAAGCUGCAACAAAAAAACUAUGCACAGCCGUACGUUAAGGCGCAUAGUAAUAGGGUCAACGUCAGAGAUGACGUUGAAGAUGUGAGUGGUUUUCAUCGAGCGAUUAUACCAGCGUCAUCAGCAAUAGUAACGUCUUCGGUGCAAAAUAUAUACAGAAAUUACAAGCCAGCCACGCCGGUGCAGUUGACGAAUGGUUUACCAUGGCCGUCACUAGUUUCAACGCAUAUGAACAGUGAUUGGCCGCCAUAUAAACUGCAAGCGUCUCAGUAUACUUCAAAUUCAAGUGCGUUCUCGAUUCCGUCUUCCAAAAUAAUAAAGGACAACGGUGCGAAGAAUGCGAACCCAAUUGUUGGUGACAACAAUACACCAGUAAUAUAUUAUGAUCAAGAUAAUACCAUCAACGAAGCUGUAAGUUUAUCCAAUUCGAAUGAGUAUGAAAAUGAGAAUGUAGUAGCGGUUGCAUUUGCGAAUGAUGACAGUGAUAUCAUCAAGCCGAAUGAUGUACAUAAUGUGAAUGGCACUAAUAGUAAUGCGGUUGAUUUGCGUGUCGAUCCAAAUACGGAAUCUGCGACUAACAUUUUGCAAAGACAAUUCAAAACAAAGCAACAACAACUGAAGAACUUAUCUCGCUUGCAUGAUACAACUGAACACAACAACAACAAUAAAUAUGUUACGCCAGCCCAAAAAUGGCAAGAAAAUAAUAUUCAUCAACAGUCUUUGUAUCCAUUUUUGUUGCCUAACUCUACGAUAGAAAUGAACGACUUAUAUUCCUUGCAGCCGACUACAUAUUAUGUCACUAGCGGUACCAAGGAAAGCUCCUUCAUUACUUCGCCAACAACCACACAGACAAAUGUGAGGCACAAGUUAAAGAGUCGUCCACUGCAUUCGCCGUUGUUGUUUCGAGGUGUGCCCUUCAGAGUGGAAAAUUCCCCUACAUUGGAAAAACAAGUGAAGCAGCAAACAACGACGCAGUCAGUUUACAUUGCAAAAGGCGAAGGCUUUAAGCGACCUGGAGUUGGAGCAGAAGAAGCUUUGUUUUCCUUAGAGGACGAAUUCAGCUACAACCCAGCACGAACAUCAUUUAUUGUUAAUGAUAAGAAACAUAUACAUCUCGAAACAACCAUGCCACCAGAAAUGAAUAAUAAUUAUGACAACAUUGCAUCAAUGCUGCAGACGACAUCUGCGCCAGUACCGGCCAAAUUUAUUACACUUCAACGUCUAUCUUCCCUAAGCAGCAGUGCGACACAAUUUUUAACCAUUGCUUCAACAUCUAAAAUUGCAAACUUAAAUACAAUAACGGUCGAAAGCAUUCAAUCGGCAGAAACAUCUACUUACAAGCCUAAGCAGCUUUUCAGCGAACAUAACUUUGAUAUCACAGCAGCUUCUGAGAAUAGCAAUGUGUACCGUAAACAUAUAUCGCGUGUGAACCAGUCUAUUUUGCAUCACAGUAAUAUACGGUCACAGCUUACUACCGCAGCGAGUAUGGAACAGCAAAUUUCAAGUAGUCUCAGAAUUACACCUGCUCUUGGCCAUAAACAGCUUAAUGUUAAAAGCGUGGUUGGCUUGAAUCCACCGCCACAGAAGCAGCCACCGCACGCUGUACUACUUGCGCCCAUAAAACUUGAACCACUAUACACAAGUGACAGUAGUAAUAAUAACACACAUGUUUACAACACCAUCAGCUUUAAAACAAUGUGGCAGGCACCUUUACAAACGCUGUCAGAAACAAAUGGACACGAAAUCAGCUCCAUACCCCGCUCUACAGACCGCAGGCCUCUCCAACAGCCAAAGCCUAUACAAAUGACUUAUACAUUACGUAAUACCACAAUGCUCCUCGGAAUUAUUCCAAAGUCUGCCGUGACAAUAAUUACAGGAGAUUCCAAAUAUUACGAAGAUAAACUUACUAAUAUAUCGACUAAUAUCCGAAACAGUUCUGUUUGGGAUAUAAGUACGUCUGCCAUCUCAUCAAUCAUAAGUAUUACAGAAAAAAUAGUUACCUCAAGCUCAAAUCAAGAGUUUACGAAGUACGCAAAUGCAAAUACAGAUAAAAUACCCUAUAAUGAAAUUGUCAAAUCUUCACAACUGCAAUAUAAGGAGAAAAUCGCUACGUAUAUUGAGCAAGAACCACAGCAAAAUGAAAAUAUCGCCACGGUAAACGGUCAACAUUUAAAGUUAAAUCUCAAACCUCUUCUAGAGUCAUCCGAGUCAACAUCUGUGGAAACAACUAACACUAUGACUUCAGUAUCAUUGUCGCAUACAAUGCACUUACCUCAGGAUAGUAGUGCAAAUCAACUAAACCAUGUAAGCUUAAAAAAAGUUUCAAAUCAGUACAAAAAGCAGCAAAUACCUACGAAAUACAUUACAAGAACGGAAUUUUUAACUGUCACAACCACCCGCAAUACAGUAAUACUAACAAGUGCUAAUGAACGACUACAAAGUAAACUUUUCAUGGUAACUAGAUCAAAGACGGCAACCUUGGUCAAUUCAAUAACGCACACUGAAUGGACGACUGAAACAGAAACGGAUACGACAAUAGCAAUUGCGACAAAAACUCACACACGUACACUUGUCCAACCUACAAAGUUAAUUGAGUCAUAUAUCAUAUUAGCGCCAACAACGAUUACGAAAAUUGAAACUGAAAUAAUAGCACCUGGAAAUGGUUUAAUAGGCGAAAUGGGCAGCACAGCAAUAAAGGCGGAAGGCACAGAAAGCAAUACAAAUAUACCUUAUAUAAUUAACCAUAAUCAUAAACCCAGUGAAUUUAAGAAGCCACAGCUCAAUCAUGAACACUUUGCUUACGAUGUCAAUAGCAGCAUUAAGUAUAAUAAAAGCAACAAUAACAUGUAUAAUGAGGAUAUAUCAAUUAUAGCACAAGCAAUAGUUAAAAAUGAUACCUCCGUCGAUACGACCAGAAUAAUUCCCUUGGAAUAUGGUAAUAAGAUUGCCGUAUCAAAUGAGAGUAUUUCAAAUACAACUUUACCGGCAAUUAAUGCAGACAAAAUUACACCGAAUAACAGCAUUUUCAUUGUGCUGACAAACUCUCAAAAGGGCGGUAAACCUAAGCCACCAAAUGAUAUUGCUGAUGAUCUAAUUGGCGGAAGUGGCAACGGUGUUGAUACGAACCCCGCAACAAUAAAAUUAGAUUAUGAUGAUGGCUGGUCUGUCUUUAAUUUGCCAGCACGCGUUGAAGAGUCAAUUUCGCUGGACCACGGUUCACGUAAAAUCAAAAACCAAGUGCUGCUUGGUGGCGUUCUCAUAGCCACCCCUCCCAAACUUUUAUAUGACUACAGCGACACCGACGCAGGCACAGGUGCCGAUGGUACCGUUACAACAUGUCAACCUUCAUGCAAAAUGACGCGCAAUGAAGUGUGUUCACUGACGGAUCUACAGUGGCGUUGUGUAUGCCGGCCAGGCUUUGCGCGAAUGUUUCCUGAUCGUUCAUGUAAACCUACCUACACAUAUACGAUGCACAUCCAGACAGAUCGUAUUGGCAACUACAAGCUACUUUACGAUAGCACUUUGGACGACAAUUCGACGAAUCAUUAUAAACAGUUGGCAACAUUUGCGAAGGAGGCUAUCGAUCGUAUGGUGAUGCAAUCCGAUUUCCGUGAUAUCUAUCAUGGCGUGAAACUUACGAAAUUCAUACCAAUAGAAGAAAACUACUUUCCUAAAGACAAUACAAAAUAUAAUCAACAGGGUAUAUCAGCCAAUUUCCUAUUACAGGGAGUGGUUGGUUACAUUGGUUACGUAGAAUUUACUAAGGGAUAUCGACUUUACAGUCGCGAAACAAAUCAAAUAAAUAUUGCUAGAGAUGUGAUUUUCUUCGAGAAUAAAGAUGAAGCGUGGAAAACGGCUGAAAAGCAAAACGACGACAACUGUUCAGUAUUCGAAAUGAUCUUGCCAGGAAUAAAUACAAUUGUCCGAAAAUCGUCACCUAACUCUGCAACCACGGAAUUUAAACCGGCUGAGAUCAUCGUUGAAGAAUCUGCAGAGGAUGUCGCGGAAUCCUCUACAGACGAGGAGAGUGAUUUAGACUUCGAAGAUGCUGAAGAUGGAAAUGAAAAGGUAAUAGUCCUACGCAGUCGAAGGAUUGUUUCCAAAAUCCAGUCUUCAACUCAUAUGUUACAUGCUAUCAUCGAAAAUCCAGCAACAUUAACUGAGGCGCUGAAAUCAAGUGAGGCUGUACAUUGGCGAAAAGCAAUGGAACUUGAACAUGACACGUUGAUGAAGAAUAACACAUGGGAGCUUGUGGAGAAACCAUCAAAUAAAAACGUGAUAGGCUGCAAAUGGGUGUUUGCUGUGAAGAGGAAUCAGGAGGGAGUCGUCGAACGCUACAAAGCGAGGCUGGUCGCCAAUGGGUGUGCACAAAAGAUAAAUGUUGACAUCACGGAUACAUAUGCACCUGUGGUGAGGCAUUCGACAGUUCGCAUAUUAUUGGCGUUAGCAGCAAAAUACAAGCUAUUGGUGAAUCACGUUGACAUUGCCGCUGCAUAUUUGAACGGUGAAUUAACUGACGAAAUCUACAUGAAACAACCGCCUAUGUUUGGGGACAAACGAAACGGCGACUUGGUUUGUAGAAUCAAAAAAUCAAUCUACGGCCUAAAACAAGCGGGCAGAGAGUGGAAUAAAAAGGUUACCGAUAUCUUGCUAACAAUGGGAUGCUUACGUUGCAAAGCUGAUACCUGUGUUUACAUCAAGAGAGCCGGAAGCAACAUAAAUUUAAUUGGCCUGUACGUUGAUGAUAUGCUGUUGGCGUGCUCAUCGGAGAAGUAUGUUACAUGCGGAAAAUCGGAGAAGUACAUGCGCACAUCAUAG